This is a messenger RNA of Amphibalanus amphitrite, 4542 nucleotides long. RefSeq names its product corticotropin-releasing factor receptor 1-like. Gene Ontology annotation, cellular component: plasma membrane. Gene Ontology annotation, biological process: adenylate cyclase-modulating G protein-coupled receptor signaling pathway; cell surface receptor signaling pathway. The record is from RefSeq and is a predicted model, not a curated record. Gene Ontology annotation, molecular function: peptide hormone binding; G protein-coupled peptide receptor activity. The coding region runs from base 235 to 2007 and encodes 590 amino acids. The transcript has 11 exons. Lineage: Eukaryota; Metazoa; Arthropoda; Thecostraca; Balanomorpha; Balanidae.
UCUUUCAGGGGCCCUGGCACCUGGAAAGCAUUUAUCGGUCAGCCGUGCGGCAACGUAGUACAGUGCGAUAUAUAUUAACCGUACCGUAAAGUGAAAUCUACCGUACCGGAGACAGGCGUAGUUGGCGCAUGCGCCGUACGAGCGCAUCGCCUAGCCGCCAUUGUCGCUUCAGAGCUCAACCGCAGCGGACACGAGUGGUUUCUGCGAGUGAUUUCUUCUGUCGACUACCGAGCCAUGCCGAAGGCGCGCGCGCCGGUGCGCGGCCGCGCAGUGAGCCAGCCGGACGGCGCUGCGCGCGCCCGCCGCCAAUCCACGCGGCGCCAGUCCGGCGCGUCAGUCCCCGCCGGGCCCCGGCGGCGAGCAGCCGCGCCGCCCCGCGGCAGACAGCCGUCGGAGCCAGCCGCUACGCAGCGGCCCGCUGUCGCCGGGCAGGCGGUCGUGCUCGACGCCGCUCAGUUGCGGGCCGUCGUCGCAGACGUCGUGCGGGACGCGCUGCUGACCGUCGGCCCGACCGCUGCCUGUGGCUCUACCGGGCUCGCGGGCUGCCGCGACGCCGCCGGACCCUCAGCACAGCAGGAUACGCCGCCGACCACUACACGUUCGCCAUCGCCGCCGCCGGCGCUGCCGCCGCCAAUGGCACCGCCGCCGCCGCCUCUACCACCACCAUCGGCGACACCUCCGACCGGCUCUCCGCCACAUCUGCCAGGCACGCCGUAUUGCGAGGCGGUGGUGGACAACCUGGGCCGCUGCUGGCCGCGGACGCCGGCCAACGAGCGGCGAACGGUGCUCUGCAGUGACGUCAUCCGACAGGAGAUGGUCAACAUCGGGGCGCCGCACCUCCCCGAGAUCAACAUCUCCAGUGAUGCCGUGGCGUUUCGGGAGUGUGAUGCCACCGGCCACUGGAAAGGAGGUGGAAACUGGACAAACUACACACUCUGCAUGGGACCUCUGGACGAACUGGAGCAGGUGGACGACGGCGGCUCCAGGGCCCUGCUGACCUACAUCACGUUCUUCGGCUCGCUGGCCUCGCUGGUCUUUCUCUCCGUGGCCCUCUUCAUCUUCUGCUACUUCAGGUGUCUCCAGUGCAGCCGAUUGUCUGUUCACAAGAACCUGAUCGUGGCGCUGAUGCUGUGUAACAUCCUGAUGAUCAUCAUGACGGAGCCUUUCAUCACUGGACGCGGCGGCGGGACCUACAGGGACGUGGAAUGGCUCUGCAAGGUGAUCGUGUCACUGCAGAUGUACGGCCGUAUUUCGGCCAUCAUGUGGAUGUGGAACGAGGGUUUCUUCCUACACUCCCGCAUCACCGUCUCCAUCUUCGACUCGCGCGCGCCCUUCAAGUUUCUCCACCUGGUCGGAUGGGGCCUGUCUGCCGUGUUCGUCAUAGCCUGGGCGCUGGUCACGGAGCGGGCGCUGCCACACAACUGUUGGAACGGAUACGCUCAGCUGCCAGAGGUCUGGCUUCUCAUCGCCCCGAUGAUCACAGCGCUGGGGAUCAAUAUGCUCUUUCUGUUCAACGUGGUGCGCAUUCUGGUGACAAGGAUGAGGAAUAACACUACUAUGGAAAUGGAGAAAAUCAGGAAAGCCAUCAAGGCCACGGCGAUCCUGUUUCCACUGCUGGGAAUUACGAAUCUGUUCUUCUUUAUUCGACCGUCGGACAACAGAGACUCAAAAUACCAGGUGUACCUGAUUACAAACUCCAUUCUGCACUCUCUACAGGGCAUCUUCGUCGCCAUCCUGUACUGUUUCCUCAACUCGGAGGUGCGCGUGGCCAUCCGCAAGAAGUACUACCGCAUCAUGGUGACGCACAACAGCAGUCGGUGGUCGCGCAAAAACUCGUGCCGCACCUCCACACUGUUCGUCUCGCAGGCCGACCGGCUCUGCUGCCGCCCCCAGAAGUGGACGACCAGCUGCAGGGGCGGGGCCGCCGCACCCACUGAGGUCAAGGCAGCCGGUCAGCAGACCAACUGGUCGCGGCGGGCCCCGCCGCAGGGCGAGACGGAAAUCUGAGGCGGCCAUCGCACCACGGGAGAUGACGAGAGAACGAGGUAAAAGUGUCGCGGGGUGAGCCUCUUUGAGGCUAGCAGUGCGGGUUGCCGGAAAGAAACUGGGACGAAGUGAUAAAAGCAGCAGGUGGUGGAAACACUUGGCACUGAGCCUCGAUAACGCUAUCAUUGACAUACGAGCCCGCUGCCUAAACGUCCCCAAGAGUGCUAGGUCUGGGAAGCAGUACUGAAGCUCAACACUACAACCGGAGAUGGCGAGCUUCGUGUGAGAAGCCCCGGUGCGGUAGCGAGAUCAAAUGUCACAAUCCAGUCUGCGGAAACUGGCCCCGGCUCGUAUUAAUAUCGUUACGCCGAAGCACCGGACAGAGGACUCUUGCUGUAACAGCGGGGAGACCCCUCGUACUAUCGGAGAAAAUAACGGAUAUUAUUUCUGAUGAUGCCACUUCGGGGAAUAUCGCAUCCCAGGAGCGUCACCAAGCGUGUCAGUGUGCGCCAAGCUCCGGCGUGCGAGCCGGUACAUUUCGCGUGCACGCAGACGCAACAUGUUUUAAACGGCAGUGUCACGUGUAAAACGAAUGUAGACAUUCGAUGAGGGAAUGAGCAAUGCACUGGGCAAUGGACCCUGCGAGCAGCCCAGUGGGCUUCUGUCGGGAAGAAUCAUUACCGUCAUCUCUAGUAUUGCCAGCACACGAUCAUCUCUUGAGUGGCGUGACGUUCGAUACGUGAACUCAGCGCCGGGACACCUCGCUCCGAUGGCGAGUGUGGUGCGCCUGCUGUUGACAUUGUAAUUCUCCGCGAGGCCACUCACCAUCGGCGCUCGAGAUUUACAACCCGCGAGACGCCCGCAUACUUGUGAGGGCGAGUGGGAAACUGUGUAUCAGGUCUGUACGCGCUGCUCAGAGUAUGUCGAUCUCUGAUUGAGACAUCAGGACAACCUUGCAUGUGUAAUGCUGAGCUUAAGCGCAAAUGCAUGAGUUUUGUCUGUGUGAUAUGUGCGUUGAGGUGUAAAGCGUUGAUCUGUUACUUACGAGACGAGUGUGCUUGCGAGUUAUGAAACAUACACGUUACGUGCGUCUUAGAAAUGGUGUUAACGGAUCUGACACACCCUGAUGAUAUUCUUUGCGAUGAAUUGCCGUGCUGUUCAAAGAUCAAAGUAGCUAGCUGAUACGUGCAUAGCUUUUCCCAGCCCAUGCGAGCACCUCCGGCUUGUCCUUCAAUAGGCAAGCCAGUAACGUGAACAGAAAUGUUCAACCAUCAAAAUUAUGCGGAAAUGAUAAUGCUCAGAAUGGCAAAAGCUACUGUAAAAUCGCCGCGGCUGGAAUCUUUGUCAGCAUCACUAAGAGAAGCAUGCAGAGUUGUCAGCCCAAGUGAUCGAUCCUAUGUUCGUAUUUAGGCUUUUGAAGGGUUUUCAUUAUAGGUUAGGUAUAUCCGGUUUCAGCAAAUGUCAUAAGUUGUGUUUGAUCUCCUGGAGCAAAUGUUUCUGUUGGCUCGUUAGCGCUAUGUCAUGUUAUAUGUUAAUCAGGGCGUCAUAGCUGAACGAUUUUGCUUAUUUUCCGGCAGAUUUGGUUUCAUUUGAAUCCCGAACACAUUGCACAUUAGAAUGCUGAUCGAUGCUGCGACUGAAUAGCAAUUGCUAUGCUGGCUUAUGAUUCGUUCGUCAUUCAUAAGCCAUCUAGUCAAUUACCACGAUUUGUGUCAAAUGCAACACGCAUGUCGCAUUUUAUAUUUGAGUCUUAUAGGUACGCAUACGAUCGUAUGAAUCUUUGGGCUACCUAAGAUUUAAACGAUCAUGUGAUUUGAAAUGUAAUGCCAUGCUGCGAAUAAGUAGAUCGACUUUUUCUGCCAGUGUUGCGUGUGGACAAAUAGUCGCCCCUUGAUGUCGGUGUUGGGUGGCCCCGCUGCGGGAUUGCCGGGUGUUCAACGGUGUCCCUGCUGAUUGGUGACGUCACUACGAUGACGUCACACUAAGUGAUGGCGUCGCACUGUGUUCUGAUUGUCACUACCACGUCCGUGUGAGCCUCUCCAAUCACCGUCCUACCUCGGUCUAUUCCAGUCAAGUGUCCCAAGACUGCAGACGUUCCAUCGAUAUACAUUGCAUGCGUCUUAUCUCUCUAGUCCACCGCCCUACCUUUCCACGCAAUCAGCCGUCCCAAAUUUGACCUCUCCACCUAGUCCACGUCUGACAUCCACACAGUCCACACAGUCCACCGUCGCGCGUCGGCCAGUUUUUCUUCUGACCUUUGCGAAUGCUCCUGUCAGAACGAUCCACGCCGCUCGGUUGGACUCAGAUGAGGCCAUCACCCCUUCCAGUCUUCUGGGACGGUCUGCAGGGGCUCCGUGCGUGGGGAGCGUUCCGAGCCCCUGCGGCCGUCCCCAGUCCCACCCCUCCAUCCCCUCUCCCCUCCCCGUCCCCCCGACCGGUGACGCAGUGUUGUGGGAUCAUGGUGCUAUCUGUAUUCGAGGCGUGUCGGCCGGCAGUGUGCUUCUGGGUCCAGUCGACGGAGAUUGGACAGUCAGCAAAUACACUGGUCCGAGCGCC